This is a messenger RNA of Fundulus heteroclitus (mummichog), 2697 nucleotides long. RefSeq names its product ATPase family AAA domain containing 3 (gene atad3). The transcript has 16 exons. Gene Ontology annotation, cellular component: mitochondrion. Gene Ontology annotation, molecular function: ATP hydrolysis activity; ATP binding; zinc ion binding. The record is from RefSeq and is a predicted model, not a curated record. Bases 121 to 2142 code for a protein of 673 amino acids. NCBI's taxonomy places the organism in Eukaryota, Metazoa, Chordata, Actinopteri, Cyprinodontiformes, Fundulidae. Gene Ontology annotation, biological process: mitochondrion organization.
AGCGCACAUGCGCAGACCGUCGCGGCGUGUCACGCGUGUGGAGGAGGUGCAGGCGGUGCCAGAGCUGUAAAUCCUUCCACGGAACCGGCAGAAACUGCGCUCUAAUUCCCACUCGGCACCAUGUCGUGGCUGUUCGGACUGAACCGGGGCCAGCCGGAGCCCCCUCCCGGUGGACCGGCCAUGCCUCCGCCGCCUCCUCCGCCGGCCGGAGGCUCCGGCGGCGGGGGAGAUAAACCCAAGGACAAAUGGAGCAACUUCGAUCCCACCGGGCUGGAGCGGGCUGCCAAUGCGGCGAAGGAGCUCGACAAGUCCCGACACGCCAAAGAAGCUCUGGAGUUGGCCCGAAUGCAGGAGCAGAGCACUCAGCUGGAGCACCAGAGCAAAAUGAAGGAGUAUGAGGCGGCGGUCGAGCAGCUCAAAGGUGACCAGAUACGCAUCCAGGCUGAGGAGAGGAGGAAGACUCUGAAUGAGGAGACCAAGCAGCAUCAAGCGAGAGCUCAGUACCAGGAUAAGCUGGCCAGGCAGCGAUAUGAGGAGCAGCUGAGGCAACAGCAAAUCCUGAAUGAGGAGAACCUUCGCAAACAGGAGGAAUCCGUUCAGAAACAGGAGGCCAUGAGGAAAGCCACAAUCGAGCACGAGAUGGAGCUGAGGCACAAGAACGAGCUGAUGCGCAUAGAGGCAGAGGCGAAAGCUCGGGCCCGCGUGGAGAGGGAGAACGCCGACAUCAUCCGAGAGCAGAUCCGCCUGAAGGCGGCCGAGCACAGGCAGACCGUCCUGGAGUCCAUAAAGACUGCCGGCGCCGUGUUUGGAGAAGGAUUCAGGGCCUUCGUGUCCGACUGGGACAAAGUUACUGCCACGGUGGCAGGGCUGACCCUGUUAGCCGUAGGCGUGUAUUCAGCCCGAAACGCAACAGCGGUGGCCGGGCGCUACAUUGAGGCCAGGCUCGGAAAGCCGUCUCUGGUGCGGGAGACGUCCCGAUUCAGCGUGGGAGAAGCCAUCAAGCAUCCCGUCAAGACGGUGAAGCGACUGAAGAGUAAACCUCAGGAUGCUCUCGAGGGAGUGGUGCUCAAUCCUUCCCUGGAGGAACGUGUGCGCGACAUCGCUAUCGCCACGAGGAACACGAGGCAGAACAACGGCCUGUACAGGAACAUCCUGAUGUACGGCCCUCCUGGGACGGGAAAAACCCUGUUUGCCAAGAAACUGGCAGUGCAUUCUGGGAUGGAUUACGCUAUAAUGACCGGCGGCGAUGUAGCACCCAUGGGUCGGGACGGCGUGACGGCUAUGCAUAAAGUGUUCGACUGGGCCAACACAAGCAGACGCGGGCUGCUGCUUUUCGUUGACGAGGCCGAUGCAUUCCUUCGCAAAAGGGCCACUGAGAAGAUCAGCGAAGACCUCAGGGCCACUCUGAACGCCUUCUUGUAUCGCACCGGCGAGCAGAGCAACAAGUUCAUGCUGGUGUUGGCCAGUAACCAGCCCGAGCAGUUCGACUGGGCCAUCAACGACCGAAUAGACGAAAUAGUGAACUUCGCUCUGCCCGGCCUCGAGGAGCGGGAGCGCCUGGUGCGAUUGUACUUCGACAAAUACGUGCUGGAGCCGGCCACCGGAGGGCGACAGAGGCUGAAGCUCGCACAGUUCGAUUACGGCAAGAAAUGCUCGGAGAUCGCCAAGAGGACGGAGGGCAUGUCGGGAAGAGAGAUCUCCAAGCUGGGCGUGGCCUGGCAGGCUGCAGCGUACUCCUCCGAGGACGGCGUCCUGACGGAGGCCAUGAUCGACGCUCGGGUCGACGACGCCAUCAAGCAGCACCAUCAGAAGAUGGACUGGCUGCGUGCGGAGGUGGAGGCAGCCAAGAGCCUCACGCCUCCUCCUGCCGGGGCGGGAGCCAUCGCAGGAAAAAUGGGUUUCACUCUCCCUCUGAAGGACGCGCCUCAAGCUCAGGAGUCGAUUGCCGCAGUCCUCGAAGUAAACGCACGACCCGAAUCGGCGGAGAAACGGGCCAGCCAAGUUCUACCAGACUGUGCAGAUGCUGCUAAACCAGAAGCUGAGGCCACAGGCGAAGGUGUAGCUGAGCCCGACAGCGAAAGCAAGCCAGGAAAACAGGAGAAGACUGCCUCCUCUCCUCCGAAGGACGGGACUCCAGUCUGAGUUUUAGCAGAGCUGUCGUCGUUGGAGAGAUUAGCGUCGUGCCGUCUUAGCUAACUGGUCUGAAGGUUCAUGUCAAAGCUGGUCAGACUGUCUACACGACACAAGAUCAGCCGACGGUUGGGAGAGAUAUUUAACGUUUCGUAACACGACUGAUGCCUGAAUCUUUCAGUUUUCAUUCUAUCAAAUGUAUACACUGUAAACAUGCAGUUUACAUAGAAACAAGACAAUGUUUGUCAUUACACUAUUAUAAAUGUUGUGCAAAGUCUCUGUAAGGAAAUAUUAAAAACUUUUCUAACAAGGAAACAUUUUUUUUUCAUGUGCAAAUAUUCAUUUUGUGCUACAAAAAUCAGCUGUUUGGAGAAUAAUCUCCCGUUUGUCGAGCAGUGAUUGGCCGGAUAUCUGAUCAUCUAAAGCUAAAGCAGUAUUUUGUUCUUUCAAAUAGAGGAGAUGGCAUCAGAACCGAGAUUUUGGCUCAUUUUUGGUGUCCACCAGGGUUGAGUGUUGGGGACCAGGCUUGUUUAUUUUAAAUUGAUAAUAAAUACAAAGUGUCAAACA